Molecule: messenger RNA, 1203 nt
Organism: Apodemus sylvaticus (European woodmouse)
Lineage: Eukaryota; Metazoa; Chordata; Mammalia; Rodentia; Muridae
Gene: Marchf11
Product: membrane associated ring-CH-type finger 11
Exons: 4
Coding region: 1-1203 (400 amino acids)
Biological process (GO): protein ubiquitination
Molecular function (GO): zinc ion binding; ubiquitin-protein transferase activity
Source: RefSeq, a predicted model, not a curated record
AUGAGCGACGAGGGCAGCAAGCGGUCUAGCCGGGCGGACAGCCUCGAAGCUGAGCCACCUCUACCCCCGCCGUCCCCACCCCCGCCUCCGGGAGAGUCGGCCCUGGUCCCCACCUCCCCACGCUACCGGCCGCCGCUGCCCGCGCCUCUGGAGCGCAUCGUAGGGUCGGGCGAGCCGCCGGUAGAACUGGCCGCUCGGCGCAAGGGCGCGGGAGAGCCUCUACCGCCGCUGCCGCCGUCUCUGUUGCCCGGCGACCAGGAGGUGUCAGCGGCGGGCGACUCCUGCGAAGGUCCUAGGCUCCUUCCGGAGGUGAAGGUCCCCGAGGCUGCGGCGGGGAAAGGCAGCCCGGGGGAGCCCGAGGCCGGCGCGUGCGGGGAGGGCGAGCGGCGAGGCACCGGAGACCAGCCCGAGACACGCUCCGUGUGUAGCAGCCGCAGCAGCAGUAGUGGCGGCAGUAGCGAACAGCGCUCGGGGCAUCAGCACCAGCACCAUCAGCCCAUUUGCAAGAUCUGCUUCCAAGGCGCAGAGCAGGGUGAGUUGUUAAAUCCCUGCCGAUGUGAUGGGUCUGUUCGGUAUACACAUCAGCUGUGUCUUCUAAAGUGGAUCAGUGAGAGGGGCUCUUGGACCUGUGAGCUGUGCUGUUAUAGAUACCACGUCACAGCCAUUAAGAUGAAGCAGCCUUGCCAGUGGCAGAGCAUUUCUAUAACACUGGUUGAGAAAGUUCAGAUGAUCGCUGUAAUCCUAGGAUCCCUGUUCUUGAUAGCGAGUGUGACUUGGCUCCUCUGGUCAGCCUUCAGCCCCUAUGCAGUGUGGCAGAGGAAGGACAUCCUUUUUCAAAUCUGCUAUGGAAUGUAUGGUUUUAUGGAUCUAGUAUGCAUAGGCCUCAUUGUGCAUGAAGGAGCUGCAGUUUACAGAGUGUUUAAGCGAUGGCGAGCUGUUAAUUUGCACUGGGAUGUAUUAAAUUAUGACAAAGCCACAGACAUUGAAGAAAGCAGCCGAGGAGAGUCUUCCACAAGUAGGACUUUGUGGUUACCAUUGUCAGCUCUGAGGAACAGGAACUUGGUCCACCCAACGCAACUAACCUCACCACGGUUUCAGUGUGGCUAUGUGCUGUUACAUCUAUUCAAUCGGAUGAGGGCCCAUGAAGAUGUAUCAGAAGAUAACGGCUCCGGGGAGGUCGUGAUGAGAGUGACGUCUGUGUGA